Molecule: messenger RNA, 957 nt
Organism: Notothenia coriiceps (black rockcod)
Lineage: Eukaryota; Metazoa; Chordata; Actinopteri; Perciformes; Nototheniidae
Product: kinesin-associated protein 3-like
Exons: 7
Biological process (GO): microtubule-based movement; cilium organization
Cellular component (GO): kinesin II complex; ciliary transition zone; axoneme
Molecular function (GO): kinesin binding
Source: RefSeq, a predicted model, not a curated record
UAAUCACAGCGCAUUCUGCAUACAAAGACAACCAAAGCGCAAUUUGAGACACAGCAUAGGUUGCACCGUUAGAGGUAGUAUUCCAGCAGUACAGGCGGUCAGCUAUCUGAAUGAAUGGUUUGCUCUGUCUCAGGACUAUGUUGGUGACCUGGCAGCGGAGAUCCGGGCGGAGGAAGAGGAGGAGUGGGUUCUGGAGUGUCUGGGGACUCUGGCUAAUCUCACCAUCCCUGACCUGGACUGGGAGCUGGUGCUGAAGGAGUACAACCUGGUCCCCUACCUUAAAGACCGCCUCAAACCAGCCUCAGCAGAGGAUGACCUCAUCCUGGAGGUGGUGAUAAUGAUCGGAACAGUUUCCAUGGACGACGCCUGUGCCGCCAUGUUGGCAAAAUCUGGCAUUAUCCCUGCGCUGAUCGAGCUGCUCAAUGCCCAGCAGGAGGAUGAUGAAUUUGUGUGUCAGAUUGUAUACGUCUUCUAUCAGAUGGUGUUUCACCAAGCUACCCGUGAUGUCAUCAUCAAAGACACCCAGGCUCCAGCCUACCUGAUCGACCUGAUGCACGACAAGAACGCUGAGAUCAGGAAAGUGUGUGACAACACCCUGGAUAUCAUCGCUGAGUACGAUGAGGAGUGGGGCAGAAAAAUUCAGUCAGAGAAGUUCCGUUUCCAUAACAACCAGUGGUUGGAGAUGGUCGAGAGUCGCCAAGCUGACGAGUCUGAACCGUAUCUGAACGAUAACGACAACGACAGGACGGAUCUGUUCUAUAGCGCAGAUGGAAUAACUCCAGCAGACGGUUCAGUCAGCCCAGACUUCUUCAAUGACCUACAGCCUCAAAAUGGAGACAUGCACCAUACAGGGUGAGUGAACACACCAGCUCCUCUCCUGGUCGUCCAGCUACUGCGUACGGCUUCAGACCCGAUGAACAACCCUUCUAUCAGUACUCAUAGACACACACACACACA